This is a messenger RNA of Colletotrichum navitas, 767 nucleotides long. RefSeq lists its product as uncharacterized. Lineage: Eukaryota; Fungi; Ascomycota; Sordariomycetes; Glomerellales; Glomerellaceae. The transcript has a single exon. The coding region runs from base 153 to 617 and encodes 154 amino acids. The record is from RefSeq and is a predicted model, not a curated record.
GAGCGCCGUCUGUCCCUUCCUGCCUCCUCAACACCAUAUUCCCGAAAGAAAAGGGACAGGAUAUAAAAAUAAAAAACAAAAUACAAGUAGAGUAAAAUAAAAAGGACGAGAAAUGACUGGAGCUUGCCGCUCAUUGGCUCUGCGAUUUUGUCAUGGUUCAUAGACGGUGCUGCUGGGUGGGUGGGCCACUGAAGGAAGUAUUGAAAGGAACUCCACGCCCACGGACACGCACACAUACACAUAGUAGUACACACACUCUCUCAUCUCACAUUGACGCUGGACUCAUCAGUCACCGGUUUCGAGUGUGGGUGGCUGGCCCAUUGGACGGAUGGACCAGUGGAUGUGUGUGGCUGUCGGUGGGCGGAAAGGAACUUCCGCAGGCGCCUGCACCGACACCACCCGACGCAGCACACACACGCACACACACACACACACACACAACGAGGUCAGUCAGGUACACACUACUCUACUUACUGCCUUGGUAUCUGGACAGAGUUACUGCACCAGGCAACAUAAUUCGGCGUGCGGGAGAGAGAGUGUGUGAGUGUGUGAGAGAGUCACGCAUCGCUCGUCCAUUCGCCCAUGGCCUGAGGGUGUGUCUCAAUGCGGGAAACUAAGUGCCAGCUGGAAGCUUAGGAACGGCAGGAGCAGGAGGAGCAGGAGGAGCAGGACGGAGCAGGAGCAGGAACAGUAGCUGGUGCUCCUUCCACAUCAAUAGAAACAUGACAGGUACGCGGGCGGGUGGACGGGCAGGCGCGGGAGAGGAA